Doryrhamphus excisus (bluestripe pipefish) is the source of this 5610-nucleotide messenger RNA. RefSeq names its product SKI2 subunit of superkiller complex (gene skic2). Gene Ontology annotation, cellular component: Ski complex. Gene Ontology annotation, molecular function: ATP binding; RNA binding; RNA helicase activity. The record is from RefSeq and is a predicted model, not a curated record. NCBI's taxonomy places the organism in Eukaryota, Metazoa, Chordata, Actinopteri, Syngnathiformes, Syngnathidae. Gene Ontology annotation, biological process: nuclear-transcribed mRNA catabolic process, 3'-5' exonucleolytic nonsense-mediated decay.
UCCGUGUAUCGAGCAAGCUACUUCCGGUGCGACCACAACGACAACUCAACACCGGUGAUUGAGAAUAUGGACAGAAUGAAUGUGCCCCCGGUGGGCCCCAUGGACCUCCCUCUGUCCCUGUUGGAGAUGGGAUGUUCUGGCAGGUUUGAAGUCAUCACACAUCCUUCACCCGGCUUGCCUUUCCCUCCACAGACUACACUCCCUAAUGGUCUUCCCCCCACCAGCUUGAGUUUAGAGGAUGAAGUAAAGAAACAGUUUUUACAGGACCCUUCCUGGCUUCCUUUACACAAUACGGACUUUGCCUUCCAGAGGUUUCUCAAAGUGACCGAGAGAAACAUAAACCUGGACUCCCUCUUCAACUGCACUCAGUCUCCGCUCCAUUCCGGCCUGUCCGUCGUCAGAGAUCCCACCACAGGAAUGCUGCUGGAUUUCACAGAGGUUUUAUUGGAGAACACCGGCCUUUCGGCUAAGAACUCGCUAUCAUUACAACGGAAACCCGGACCUCCUUCAGAGAGCCUGAGAGGGAGCAAUACCAACUAUCCCUUCCUGCCUGGAGGGAUGGAGGAACUUACUCUGGACCAAAUCAAGAACAAAUCUGAGCUGGAACAGGAAAUAGACUUUGAAAAUGAUUUACUCAGAAUUCCUCCUGGUUUUAAAGCUGGAAUGGACUUCACCGAUAAAGAAGCGAAAAUAGUGAAGCCAGAGGUCAACCUCAUGUCGCUGCUGUCCGCUUCUGAUGACGUCACUGACUUGAUGGCUGAUGUCGACGAGAAGGUGGAAAGCCGAGGACACGAGGAGGCAAAAAAACUACCAAGAACAAACAGCCUCGACGACCUAGGGAUCCAAGACGCUGUGUCAUCCAAUUCAAAAGAUGCGAACUCAAAGCAGAAUGACAAGCCAGAAGAUAAUAAAAAAUGGGCCGUACCUGUGGACAUAAGUUCACCAUGCGAGGAUUUCUACAAACGCAUUCCCCAUCCUGCUUUCAAGUGGCCGUUUGAAUUAGACGUAUUCCAGAAACAAGCCAUAUUGCGACUGGAGGCCCAUGAAUCGGUAUUUGUGGCCGCUCACACAUCCGCUGGCAAGACUGUAGUGGCUGAAUAUGCCAUCGCGCUCUCACAGAAACACAUGACAAGGACCAUCUACACUUCCCCAAUCAAGGCCUUGUCCAAUCAGAAGUUCAGAGACUUCAAGACCACGUUUGGGGAUGUGGGUCUCCUGACAGGUGACGUCCAAAUCAGUCCAGAGUCUUCCUGUCUCAUCAUGACCACUGAGAUCCUCAGGUCCAUGCUCUACAACGGUUCAGAGGUCAUCAGAGACUUGGAGUGGGUCAUAUUUGACGAGGUCCACUACAUUAACGAUGCCGAGAGAGGGGUCGUGUGGGAGGAGGUUCUCAUCAUGCUUCCCGAUCAUGUCAGCAUCAUUCUCUUGAGCGCCACGGUGCCAAACGCUGUGGAGUUUAGCGAGUGGAUUGGUCGUAUUAAGAAGAGGCAUAUUUACGUCAUCAGCACAUUGAAGAGGCCUGUGCCUUUGGAGCAUUAUUUGUACACUGGAAAUAACACAAAGACCCAAAAGGAGAUGUUCCUUCUGGUGGAUGCUGCAGGGAACUUCCUCACUAAAGGGUACUACGCAGCUGUGGAUGCCAAAAAGGAACGCACCAGCAAAUAUGCCCAGUCUUUUGGCACAAAGAACACAUCUCAGAACACCUCUGCUAGUCAGGACCGAGCAGUGUGGCUCACCCUCUUGCACUUCCUGGCCCAGCGGCAGCAGACUCCUGUGGUGGCCUUCACGUUCUCUCGCACACGCUGCGAUGAGAACGCCCGCUCGUUGGACUCCAUGGACUUGACCACGUCAAUAGAAAAAGCCGAGAUCCACUCAUUCUUCCAAAAGAGCCUGAGUCGCCUACGAGGAGGAGACAGACAGCUUCCUCAGAUUGUUCUCAUGAGAGACCUGCUGAAGAGAGGAGUGGCUGUCCAUCAUAGCGGAAUCCUGCCCAUACUCAAGGAGGUCAUUGAGAUGCUCUUCUCAAGAGGUCUUGUAAAGGUGCUGUUUGCCACGGAGACGUUCGCAAUGGGCGUCAACAUGCCUGCCAGGACUGUGGUGUUCGACAGCAUCCGGAAACAUGACGGAACCGGCUUUAGAAACCUGUUGCCUGGUGAAUAUAUCCAGAUGGCGGGUAGAGCCGGAAGAAGAGGUCUGGACGCAACAGGCACCGUCAUCAUUCUUUGCAAAGCCGGCGUUCACGAGAUGUCUGAUCUACAUGUCAUGAUGCUGGGUAAGCCCACUACCCUCCACUCACAGUUCAGACUGACCUACACCAUGAUCCUCAACCUGUUGCGAGUUGAGGCUCUCCAUGUGACGGACAUGAUGAGGAGGAGCUUCUCUGAAAGCCACAGAGACACUCAGGCUCAAGAGGAGAGGAUCACACAACUGAAGAAGGCACUUGCCACGCUACCUUCUCUGGCCAACGAGGGCCAACUAUCUGAUUUGUUGCCGUACUACCACACUGUGACGGAGCUACGAACCACGAGAGACAUCCUCCAGCGUGCUAUUCUGGAGUCGGUUAACGGACUGAAAGCUCUAUCUGUAGGCCGAGUUGUUUUGGUCAACAACAAACAGCAUCUCAACGCCCUGGGAGUUAUCCUGCAGGUGUCCAAUGAUGCAGUGAAUCGCACCUUCACGGCGCUCAUCAUGUGUGAGAAAGGCAACGAGGAAAUGGAAGGAAACGAAAGCGACAGCCGAGCUUUUCCUCACCUCUACAACGCCGCACUUUUCAUCCCUGAAGGUCCAUGCAGCCACACGGUGCAGAAGCUAAAGCUGCAGGACAUCACUGCCAUCACAGUGAAGACCCUGAAAGUGAUCCCUGACAGGAUCAUCGACAACUACCACAAGAGACAACAGCCCAGAUUCAGAAACGAACCUCCUGGCCAGGCCAUCUCCACAGCCGCCCAGGAGCUCUUGCGAAUGGCUGAGGCAAACCCCGGCGGCAUCUCCACCCUCGACCCCGUGAACGACCUUCAGCUGAAGAGCGUUGACGUGGUGGAGGCGUCCCUGCGCCUCCGCGUGCUGCAGGACAGCUUGAAGGAUUUCAACUGCAUCCACUCACCGACUUUCGUAGAACAGUUUGCAAAGGUGAGGGAGAGGAUGAGUGUGCAGGAGGAACUAGACAAGCUGCUCUUUUUGGUGUCCGACCAGUCGCUGUCUCUGCUACCUGAGUACCACCAGAGGAUCAAGGUGCUGCAGUCUCUCCAGUACGUAGACAGCAGCGGCGCCGUGCAGCUCAAAGGCCGAGUGGCCUGCCAGAUCAGCAGCCACGAGCUGCUGCUCACCGAGCUGCUGUUCGAGAACGUGCUGAGUCCGCUGGCGCCCGAGGAGAGCGCCGCCCUGCUGUCCUGUUUGAUAUUCACACAGAAAACGCAAGUGGAGCCGCACGUCACCAACACGCUUCAAGAGGGCAUCGAUCGGGUGUUAUCGGUAGCUCAGCGUAUCGGAGAGCUCCAGAGGGAUUGUGGGUUGCCGCAGACUGCCGAAGAAUUUGUGGGCCAGUUCAAGUUCGGCCUGACAGAAGUGGUCUACUGCUGGGCCAGAGGCAUGCCCUUUGCAGACAUCACGCAGCUCACAGACGUCCAGGAAGGCACGGUGGUCCGCUGCAUCCAGCGUCUGGAUGAGGUCCUGAAGGAGGUGCGCCAGGCCGCACGUAUCGUGGGUGACUCCGUGUUGGGGAGCAAAAUGGAGAAAGCCUCCCUGGCUAUCAGGAGGGACAUCGUCUUUACCGCUUCCCUCUACACCCACUGAGAGAUGGGAGAUGUGAUUAUUGCUAACCGAGGAUGAUAAACUUAUCUGGCUGUAGCUUCCAUCCUUUGUUUACACAGAACUUCCACAACAGCUAGCAUCCGGAAACCCCUGGCUUUACAUUGGCAACAGACGGAUGUCAUUUAUUGCCGGGACUUCCACGAUUUUGACCACUUCGAGGAAGGUACUCUGUUAUUUCUACACCAUGAAUGUGUUAAAUUAUAACCAUGUAGGAGGUGCAUGAUGUCAUUGUGUUGCAAAUGUUAAGUCAUUUUUUUAUUUUUUUGCGGCUUUAUUCUCAUUUGGUGUUUGCGGCUCUUUUUUGCGCUCUGCAAACUGGGCGUUACAGGAAACGAGUUCAUACAGUUCAUACAUAUAUGAAGAAAAAGUUGUAAAUAUAGGAGAAUUUAUGAGAAAAAGGGUUUUAUUGAUACUUCCUCAAUAUUCUCAUUAUUAUUAUUAUUAAUGAAUGUGAGUGUGAAUGGUUGUUUGUCUAUAUGUGCCCUGUGAUUGGCUGGCCACCAGUCCAGCGUGUACCCCGCCUCUCGCCCGAAGACAGCUGGGAUAGGCUCCAGCACCCCCGCGACCCUCGUGAGGAUAAGCGGUAGAAAAUGAAUGAAUGAAUUAUUAUUAUAUUAAUUUCCCAAGCUUUGGGCCACAAAUGGCCACACUGGACACCGCCAUCUAGUGGCCGGGUAGGCAUGUUAGUGUUUUUUUUUGUUGUUUUUGCAGGAAGUAAACAUCGCCUCAUGUAGAAAACCAAGGGAGAUUUUGAGAUAAAGUAAAUUUACAAGUAUGUAGUCAUAAAUUCACAAGAAAAAAAGUAAUAAAUUUACAAGAAUAAAGAAAUAAAAUUACAAGAAAAGUCGUGAAUUUACAAGAAAAAUAAAUAAAAUCUUGUAAAUUUAAAGAAAAAAUAAAUUUACAAGAAUAAAGUAGUAAAUUCUCAAGAAAAAAAAGUUUUGAAUGUAUGAGGAAAUUUUUUUUUUCUCGUAAAUUACGACAUCAUUCACAAAAUCGCUGAUUUUUUUCCAAUGAGGCCCUAAUGCCCCCCCACCCCCAUUUCUGCUUUUUUAAUUUUGUUUUUGAAUAUUAAUAAAGAACAAUAAAACAAUAAAGAACAAUAAAGAAACAAGCAGUGAGCCACAAUGGCCUCACUGUGGACACUGCCAUCUAGUGUCCGGGCGGGCAUAUUACAUAAUUCUUGUGUUAUUUUCACAGAAAGUUAACAAAAAUUUACAAUAUUGUCCAAAGUUUUCGACAAAACUUUUGUUUUUAAACACUAAAAAUGUAACAACAAAGACGAAUAAUCCCACUGAGUACACAAUCCACCGAAAAUACUUAGAAUACUGUACUUGUUUUAAGCUAAAGUAUGUUGCAACAUAGCACUAGUUGAAUGACAUCGCCAUCUAGCGGCAUGGCAUACAUAUUACAGCGUCACUUUGACGGUUAAAGUAUUUAUAAUAUUGUGAAAAACGUAAUAGUAAGUGACUGUAAAUCAUUAUUUACUUUAUAAAACGGGUAGGAACAUACCAAAAAAACAACAAUUCGCAUUAAUCUAUUUCUUUUUUUAACAUACUUGUAAUGGGAUGUUCCAUCUGAAUGCCUGCCCCUUUAAGACAAGCAUCGCUGGGUGUCUGAUUGAUUUAAUAUUCACCGACGUGCCAGUGAGAAAGCUUGUUAGACACACACACAGACUAGCAUCAGUCCUCUUCACAUCCUCUUUGAAGAUGAGGACGUCUUGAAGAUGGCCUGUACGCUUUUGGACUAAAAGUACACCAUUAGCCAUUAUUAUUUUUUAUUUUUUGGAGGGUGGGGGGG